Messenger RNA from Sander lucioperca (pikeperch), 1514 nucleotides. Its product is annotated as sequestosome-1. Gene Ontology annotation, biological process: aggrephagy; endosome organization; mitophagy. Gene Ontology annotation, cellular component: aggresome; amphisome. Gene Ontology annotation, molecular function: K63-linked polyubiquitin modification-dependent protein binding; zinc ion binding; protein kinase C binding. Lineage: Eukaryota; Metazoa; Chordata; Actinopteri; Perciformes; Percidae. The record is from RefSeq and is a predicted model, not a curated record.
CUGACGUCGAUCACGGAAGUAAACAUAAAGGUGAGAGGUUUAAAAGCUGCGUCACAAAGUUCCUCACAGUUUCAGAGUCCGAAAGUCUCUUAAACUGCGUGUUUUCUGCCCGGAGUCUGGUCCAGUGUGAGUCCGCUCAGAGUCUACAGUCUCCCCGGUACCGGAGCUGGUUAAAGUGCGUGUUUUCUGCCCGGAGUCUGGUCCAGUGGGAGCAUGGCGGUGACGGUCAAGGCCUACCUGAUGGGGAAAGACGAGGCGGUGAAGGAGGUCCGGAGGUUCGCGGUGGAUCAGGAAGUUUCCUCCAGCUUCGAGUACCUGAGCAAGAAAACUGCGAGUGUGUUUAACAACAUGAAGAACUGCUUCAACAUGUACUACAGAGAUGAAGAUGGAGACCUCGUGGCCUUCUCCUCUGAUGACGAGCUGAUGAUGGGUCUGGCCUGUAUGAAGGACGCCACCUUCCGUCUCUACAUCAAAGAGAAGAAGGAGAACCGUAGAGACUUCCCUCUCCACGCCUUCCCCCCCUUUACCUUCGGCCACCCCCCCCCUCCUGGAGCCCCGAUGGCCCCGCCCCCCCACAUGGCCCCGCCCCCCCUGCACGGUGAUGUCACCUGUGACGGCUGCGAGGGCCCCGUGGUGGGAACUCGCUUCAAGUGUUCGGUGUGUCCCAACUACGACCUCUGCUCGGCCUGCCAGGCCCGCGGCACGCACACGGAGCACGCCCUGCUGCCCAUCUGGCACCCCCUGCAGUGGUUUCCUCGGGGGAAGUGGAUGAAGAGGAUGAGACACUGCAUGUGGAACCAGACCCUGAACCAGAACCUGAACCAGAACCAGGAUCGGGACCAGGACCAGGACCAGGACCAGGACCAGGACCAGGAUGGAUCCUCCAGGCCCGCUGGUGACUGCAGCACCCCCUCUGCGUCCGAGGCCAACGUGGACUUCCUGAAGAACAUCGGCGAGGGCGUGGCGGCCAUGCUGAGCCCACUGGGUAUUGACGUGGACAUUGACGUGGAACAUGACGGAAAGAUGACCAAGGUGACCCCUCCCUCUCAGAGUGGGGGGGUGAAGGGAGACGGGGGCGGAGCCAGCAGUGGAGGCGGAGCCAACACUGGGGGUGGAGCCAGCAGUGGGGGCGGAGCCAGCAGCGAGGGGUCAAAGGUGCGGAGAGACUCGGAGGAGGAGUGGACUCACCUGAGCCCCAAAGAGGUUGACCCGUCCACCGGAGAGCUGCAGUCCCUCAGAGACCAGGACCAGGACCAGGGCCAGGACCAGGGCCAGGGUCCCACGUCCGGUCCAACAGGCCUCAGGGAGGCGGCUCUGUACCCCCACCUGCCCCAAGAGGCGGACCCCCGCCUGGUGGAGUCUCUGUCUCUCAUGCUGUCGAUGGGUUUCACCGACGAAGGCGGCUGGCUGACUCGGCUCCUUCAGGCCAAAGACUUCGACAUCGGCGCCGCGCUGGACGCCAUCCAGUACGCCAAACAGCCCCGCCCACACCAGCCCUGAUGAUGUCAUCACCA